Messenger RNA from Scylla paramamosain (green mud crab), 2262 nucleotides. Its product is annotated as thiol S-methyltransferase TMT1A-like. The record is from RefSeq and is a predicted model, not a curated record. The coding region runs from base 287 to 1084 and encodes 265 amino acids. NCBI's taxonomy places the organism in Eukaryota, Metazoa, Arthropoda, Malacostraca, Decapoda, Portunidae. The transcript has 6 exons. Gene Ontology annotation, molecular function: S-adenosylmethionine-dependent methyltransferase activity.
AGUGCAAAGGAAAUAUCUCUAGACAAGGCAAGUGCCUUGUUGUAGUGGUAGGCGGGUGACAACAGUGCACGGGACACUGGCGGGGUGUUUUACUUGAGGAAUGAGGCAGCUGAGGCAGUCCACAACCUUCGGGAGUGGCAGUAUGUUCUAGCCACCCGCGAGGGAAGGAGCGCCAGUUCACAGCUGCAGUGUUUCUGGCGAUCAGUGCUGGUCUGCUGCCAUCACUUCUCGUCUCUUGGGCCUGCAUUACUGUCACGUACUUCAUUGCUCUCACGAAAGGCCAACGAUGGGAGCCGCUGAGGGCGAGAGCGAGGGAUGUUGUAACUUGCUGUACGUGUUGUUGGGCGUCGCGUCAGUUCUGUGGCUCGUCAGGAAGAUUGCCUACUCCACUCAGAGCAGAUGGUUCGCGUGGGUGAUGCACUUCUGCACCAAGGAUAUCUUUCUGGAGAUCGAGGAGGUCAAGAAGGAGCACUUCGCCAGCAUGUCCUCCAUUGUCUCCCAGGACCCUGCACUGCGCGGCAAGAAGGCCAUCAGAAUCCUGGAAAUCGGGGUCGGCACAGGCGUCAACUUUGCCCACUUCCCUGAAGGGAGUCACCUGGUGGUGGUGGACCCCAACCCGCACUUCAAGUCUUAUUUCGAGGAGAACAGAAAGAGGUUCCUGCAUCUAGAGGUGGAGGACUUUAUCGUGACCACAGGUGACCACAUGGAGGCAGUGAAGGACGGCUCCGUGGACGUGGUGGUGGUGACGCUGGUGCUGUGCUCUCUGCCCAGCGAGACAAUACAGGCCACCUUGAAAGAAAUCCAGCGUGUCCUUGUCCCUGGCGGCAAAUUUUACUUCAUGGAGCACAUCGCGGAGUUUGACCUGAAGAAGUACUGGUGGCGGAGGAAGCUGCAGCACGUCCUCACCCACUGGAUCCCCGUAUGGCCCUUCAUCUUCGACGGCUGCUGUCUGGACCGCGACACGCUGCCGAUAAUCCAGCAGGCGGGCUUCUCCUCCGUCCACGCUCAGAAGUACCAUGCGCCUAUCCCGAACAUAUUCUUUGACCCGGAGCGUCCAAAUCUGAAGGGUGUUGCUACUAAAUAGUUCACUUCUAACUUUUUUUUUUUCCUCUCUUUUUCUAGUGUCUCGCUGCGUUUUUUUUCUUUUUUGUUCUUGUUGUCUUCUACUUGUUCUUGUUCCUGUUCUAGUUCAUCUCCUGAGGGCAUCGUUAUGAACUAUUUGAUUAGCUCAUCGCAGUUUCUCGGCAGGGGAAGUCUCUCUCUCUCUCUCUCUCUCUCUCUCUCUCUCUCUCUCUCUCGUAGCCCUAGUCCCUGCUUGAUGGCGUAAUUACUCCACAACUAGCAAGACGAGUGAUUUUUACGGCUCGCCAAGCAGAACUUCACUGUACUAAUCAUAACACAACGUUGUCAAGGCAGUCAGUUAGUCAGUCAGUCAGUCAAAGUCAUUCAAUCAGUCAGUCAGUUUAUCAAUGAAUGCAUCAGUCACUCAGGCAGUCACUCAGUAAAUCAACCAUACUAACUAACCUAAUGGAAACUCAAGAAUACACGUGCUUAGUCAGGAAUAUCGUCUUUUAAGUUUGAUGAGUCGUUGAAUAAAGUACCAAGUGUUUAUUCCUUCAAAAUAUUCACACAGCGAACAUUUCUCUCUAAUUCACAACCGUUAAUAAUCCUUGAACACUGCGCAACUGGAAGGUACAUAUUAUUGUUUUAUUUGCUAUGUUAACUAAUGAUAUGCGUUUCACUAACCCUUCGUAUUUUUCAUCUAAUGUUUUGGCCAUGAAAUAAUUGCUUAAACACACACACACACACACACACACAAAGGUCAGAUAAAAGACUAACUGGUUAAGAAGGAGAGUUUAUAUUCAACUUCGUACCAUCCUAAAGACUCAACACUCGAUCAGUACCAGUAGUAGUACGAGUCUCUCUCUCUCUCUCUCUCUCGUUAAGUUUUCAAUACAAUGGUCCAAUAGUUAACUUCACUCUUUCCUUCCCUCCUUCACUGCCUCUUAUGUCUCGUCUCGUAAUGGUGCACGGAUGGUUGCAAGAGUCGAGGCGCGUCACUCCUCGCAUGCCUCGGGUGUCGGCCCUCUGUAGGCGUUACACACCACCCGCCUGAGGUCGUCCUGUGCCAGCGACAGUGUCUUCGCCGUGAACACCUGAUGGGAAUGUUGAUUAAUUUCCCAUCCUGUUGUAUGCUUAUUUCACCUUUUCUGAAGCAAUUUGAUACUAAUGAAUUACAAUAAAAAGGUUGUAACGAGAAAA